Durio zibethinus is the source of this 1050-nucleotide messenger RNA. Its product is annotated as calcineurin B-like protein 8. Gene Ontology annotation, molecular function: calcium ion binding; kinase binding. The record is from RefSeq and is a predicted model, not a curated record. Gene Ontology annotation, biological process: calcium-mediated signaling. NCBI's taxonomy places the organism in Eukaryota, Viridiplantae, Streptophyta, Magnoliopsida, Malvales, Malvaceae.
AUGCGUUCUCUCGCGGGUUGUUUUUGCAUGAAGCAAGUUAGACACAAACCUGGGUAUGAAGAGCGUAUCAUUCUUGCUUCUGAAACACCUUUUACUGUGAAUGAAAUAGAAGCUUUGUAUGAUAUGUUCAAGAAGUUAAGCAGCACCAUAAUUGACGAUGGUCUGAUUCACAAGGAGGAAUUCCAGCUUGCACUUUUCAAAAACAGCAGUAAGCAGAGUCUCUUCGUGGAUAGAGUAUUUGAUUUAUUUGAUGUUAAACAUAAUGGGGUUAUUGAAUUUGGAGACUUUGUUCGGUCUUUAAGUGUCUUCCAUCCCAAUGCUCCGGAAGCAGAAAAAAUUGCAUUCUUAUUUAGAUUAUAUGACCUACGACAGACUGGCUACAUUGGGCAUGAAGAGUUGAAGGAGAUGGUAUUGGCUCUGCUUAGUGAAUCAGAUCUGUCACUUUCCUACGAUGUGGUGGAAUCCAUUGUGGAAAAGACAAUGAUGGAUGCAGAUUCAAAAGAAGAUGGGAAGAUUGAUGAAGAAGAAUGGGGGGAAUUUGUGACAAAGAAUCCAUCUAUCAUGAAGAACAUGACUCUUCCAUGUUUGAAGGAAUUAACCCUAACAUUUCCCAGUUUCAUACUGAACACUGAAGUCCCAGAUUAGGAGUACGGACCAAUGAAGAUGACAGACUUGAUCGAAUUUUUUUUUCAACAUGCUAGGUGUUUUGUGGUUACAUUCGAAGUGUCCUCGAUAGGAUGAAAUGAGAGUAGAAUCCAUAGUUUUAUCUGCAACUUACAUGUUUUUAAAUCCAGAUUCUGAAGAGUUAAUCUGGAAGUCCCAGUUACCACGUUGUUUUAACAUUAUUUACAUAUAAAAUCUGAUUCAACAUACAAAUAUUUAGUGGAUUGAUAUCUUCUAUAACAAGUUAAUAACCCUAAAUGUAUCCACAUUAUCUUAGUGACAAACCGAAUAAGCAACAAGCAGGGAUGAAAGAAUGAAACUGUGGAUGGGAUUUGCUUAGAUCAGAUGCUGAAGAUGAUACUAUAACAACUUCUUUUAAUAACACUG